CCUGUGUGACUGCGAGGAAGAUGAAGAAAGUAGCCGAGCCUGAGGGGCGGCUGUGACUCCCUGGCCGAGGUCCUUGCCGCUUUCGCCGCCGGGAGCGUCCCUCCUCUUGGGGUUCCGUGCGUCGGAGCGCCCCAGUGGCCUGGCCCCGCCGGUGGAAUGGUCGCCGAGGCCCACGGCGGCGGGCGUCCGCGCGCCCCGUAAACGGACGGGGGGAGGCUCGAGGGACCUCCGCCCCCACGCCAGGCGAGAAAGCCCCCGGCACGGCAAAUGUGCAAUACCAACAUGUCUGUGUCUACUGACGGUGCUGUAAGCACCUCACAGAUUCCAGCUUCGGAACAAGAGACCCUGGUUAGACCAAAGCCAUUGCUUUUGAAGUUGUUAAAGUCUGUUGGUGCACAAAAAGACACUUACACCAUGAAAGAGGUUAUAUUUUAUUUUGGCCAGUACAUUAUGACUAAACGAUUGUAUGAUGAGAAGCAACAACAUAUUGUGUAUUGUUCAAAUGAUCUUCUUGGAGAUUUGUUUGGAGUGCCAAGCUUCUCUGUGAAAGAGCACAGGAAAAUAUAUACAAUGAUCUACAGAAACUUGGUAGUAGUCAAUCAGCAGGAACCAUCAGAUUCAAGUACAUCUGUGAGUGAGAACAGGUGUCACCUUGAAGGUGGGAAUGAUCAAAAGGACCCUGAUCAGGAGCUGCAGGAAGAGAAACCUUCGUCUUCAAGCUUGGUUUCUAGACCAUCUACCUCAUCCAGAAGGAGAGCAAUUAGUGAGACAGAAGAAAAUUCAGAUGAAUUAUCUGAACGCCAAAGAAAGCGCCACAAAUCAGAUAGUAUUUCCCUGUCCUUUGAUGAAAGCCUGGCUCUGUGUGUAAUAAGGGAGAUAUGUUGUGAAAGAAGCAGUGGCAGUGAAUCGACAGAGACGCCAUCAAACCUGGAUCUUGAUGAUGGUGUAAGUGAACAUUCAGGUGACUGGCUGGAUCAGGAUUCAGUUUCUGAUCAGUUUAGUGUAGAAUUUGAAGUUGAAUCUCUAGAUUCAGAAGAUUAUAGCCUUAGUGAAGAAGGACAAGAACUCUCAGAUGAAGAUGAUGAGGUAUAUCGAGUUACUGUGUAUCAGGCAGGAGAGAGUGAUACAGAUUCAUUUGAAGAAGAUCCUGAAAUUUCCUUAGCUGACUAUUGGAAGUGUACUUCAUGCAAUGAAAUGAAUCCUCCCCUUCCACCACAUUGCAACAGAUGUUGGGCCCUCCGUGAGAAUUGGCUUCCUGAAGAUAAGGGGAAAGACAAAGGGGGAAUCCCUGAGAAAGCCAAACUAGAAAACUCGACACACUCGGAAGAAGGCUUUGAUGUUCCUGAUUGUAAAAAAACUGCAGCAGAUGAUUCCCAAGAAGCCUGUGUUGAGGAAAAUGAUGAUAAAAGUACACAAGCCUCUCAAUCACAAGAAAGUGAGGACUUCUCUCAGCCAUCAACUUCUAAUAGCAUUAUUUAUAGCAGUCAAGAAGAUGUCAAAGAGUUUGAGAGAGAAGAAACACAAGACAAAGAAGAAAGUACGGAAUCUAAUAUUCCCCUUAAUGCCAUUGAACCUUGUGUGAUCUGCCAGGGUCGACCUAAAAAUGGUUGCAUUGUUCAUGGCAAAACAGGACACCUAAUGUCAUGUUUCACAUGUGCCAAAAAACUAAAGAAAAGGAAUAAGCCCUGCCCAGUAUGUAGACAACCAAUUCAAAUGAUUGUGCUAACUUAUUUCAACUAAUUUACCUGUCCAUAGAAAUGGAAUUAUAUAUUUCUAACUAUAAAGUCCUAAAAAUUUAGACAACAUGGAUCUAUUUUUAUUUACAUAUAUCAAAGUGAGGCAUUGUCCUAGUCCACCUAGAUUGCCCUUUUACAGUGUAAUUUAACUUUGGGAGGGGCAAAGUGAAUAUUUACUUUUCAAAGGAAAAUUUCACUUGGGUUGUAAUAUGAUUUGUGUUGGAUAAAUGACUAUAGCUCAUCCUUUACCCUUACUCUUGACUUUAAAUAGUUGCCGCCCCACUUUCUUCUAAAUGUAAAUGAUAUGUAUUG
Molecule: messenger RNA, 2048 nt
Organism: Lepus europaeus (European hare)
Lineage: Eukaryota; Metazoa; Chordata; Mammalia; Lagomorpha; Leporidae
Product: E3 ubiquitin-protein ligase Mdm2-like
Exons: 1
Coding region: 268-1740 (490 amino acids)
Biological process (GO): negative regulation of apoptotic process; regulation of cell cycle
Cellular component (GO): nucleus
Molecular function (GO): ubiquitin protein ligase activity; identical protein binding
Source: RefSeq, a predicted model, not a curated record